Molecule: messenger RNA, 1434 nt
Organism: Drosophila biarmipes
Lineage: Eukaryota; Metazoa; Arthropoda; Insecta; Diptera; Drosophilidae
Exons: 2
Coding region: 104-1102 (332 amino acids)
Source: RefSeq, a predicted model, not a curated record
CUUUGCGUUUGGUAUUUUUGACCACUACGGUCCAAAACCACGAGUUUGGUUUUUUGGAUUUAUAGUUUGUUUAGAACACAUUUAAAACAGAAACAAACAUUUAAUGGCUCGAAAGCGGAAGAUUCCCGUGCGCAAGCACCACGGCAUCCGGGAUCCCCUCAAGCAGCAGGAGCAGAAGGAGAAAAAGCUUUCCAAAGUAACCAACAAUCCGCCCGUGAAGAAGGACGAGCAGCAGGUGUCCUUCAAAUUUCGGCAGUUCCAGCAGCUGGCCGAUGCCACCAAGACCGGCAAGAAGCUGAAACUGGGCCAGAUUGGCCGGGAGGACAGACCGAAGUCCGGUCCAAGUGGCAAAUCCAGUGGCAGUGCCGCCUCCAAGGAAACGCGGAACAUCAAGCAGUUUGCCAACGAGACAGACGAGGAUUACUUGCGUCGUGUGAACCGCAUAACCAGUGCAUCCGUCCGGGAAGCCCACUACGAGGCCAAGUACGGUGUGAACGUGAUAAGGAACCCCAAGACCGGCGAGAUUACGAUCCAGAAGAGGCCCAAGAACGAGAUCGACGAGCUGCUCAAGCAGAAGCAAAAGGAGCAGCGCCUGGCGGGGAAAAAGGGUCGCAAGAAGACACAAGUAGUACAGAAAGCCCUUUUGGAUGCUAAAACCAGCCGGGAACUGGUCAAGAGGGCUUACAAGGAGGCCCAGCAAGAGGUCGAUUCGGAGGAGAAGCAAAAUGCCGGACCAACCGAAUACAAACGAGAUGUGGUGGCCUUCGGGGAGAUCGUACAUGCUCCUCCCUCCCUCAAAACCCUGCCGCGCAAGGCGGAAAAAAGUGAGACAGUUCCGCGACCAGGACGCAAGGCAAAUCUCCUCCUCAAAUCCAUGCUAGAUCCGGACAAAAGCCAGUCAAACGAGCAGGAUCCGGAUGACAGUAGUCGCUUAAAGGUGGCCGCCCAAUCCAAGAGCCCCUUCAAAGAGCCGACGAAGGCGCAGAUGAAGGGCAAGCGAAAGGAUCUGCCCCUGGCCACAAGGUCUAUGCUGGAGUCCGAGCGCAAUAAAAUGGUUCUACUUUACCGCCAGCUUAAAAACAAGACGACAGCGGAUGCCUGAAGAGACUAGACUAGACUUACAACGUAAAUGUUAUUUUUUACCCUCAAUACCUUAACUAAUGACUUAUGUAUGCUACAUUUAUGCAUUUGUUACCUACUGAAAUUGAAGAGAGUUUCGGUAUAGAAUGUUUGAAGGAUACGAUUUUUAUUAAAUCUAUUUUUUUUACCAAAAAAAUCUGAAAACAUAUAGUUUUAUCCUAUUUGUUAAUACCACAAAUUAAGCAAUUGUUGGGUACAGUAGGUUUUGGAAAAUUUUUGACCAAGUUACACCAAUAAAGCUGAAAGAAAAAAAUCGGAUUUUCGCCAAAAAACUAAGAUCAUUUUACUACUCCU